Messenger RNA from Rosa chinensis, 2699 nucleotides. Its product is annotated as protein NRT1/ PTR FAMILY 4.6. The transcript has 5 exons. Gene Ontology annotation, biological process: transmembrane transport. NCBI's taxonomy places the organism in Eukaryota, Viridiplantae, Streptophyta, Magnoliopsida, Rosales, Rosaceae. Gene Ontology annotation, cellular component: membrane. Gene Ontology annotation, molecular function: transmembrane transporter activity. The coding region runs from base 317 to 2092 and encodes 591 amino acids. The record is from RefSeq and is a predicted model, not a curated record.
CUAGCAAGUUGGAUUGUAAUCAUGAAGAAUUGGGUAUACGUUGUACUUUCUUUAUCUCUGGUAAUUAAGACAGUCGAGAUAAACUUAACUGCUUCUCUCCAGAAACUGUCAACACCAUGGUUUCAUGGUUAAAAUGGUAUUGGAGAAUGAAUGGUCAUUAUCAUGAAGUCUAGACCUUUCUUCUUAGGUUCUGUUCUCAGUCUAUAAUAAUGGCUCCAUCUAUGGUUUUCAAGCUGUAAGAAGUAAGAACUAAAGUUAUCAAUCAACUAGUCCUUUGUCAUCAGUCCACAAAUAAGCCUAGAAGCUCUAUAAGGAGAUGGAUGAAGCAAACCACUUGAAUACAUGGGAAGGUUAUGUAGAUUGGAGGAACAGACCUGCCAAAAGAGGCCGUCAUGGUGGAAUGCUUGCUGCUUCAUUUGUCUUAGUGGUGGAGAUAUUGGAAAACCUGGCUUACCUGGCCAAUGCAAGCAACCUUGUGCUAUACUUGUCGAAAUUCAUGCAUGUCUCUCCAUCUACUUCUGCCAACAUUGUCACCAAUUUCAUGGGCACAGCCUUCCUACUUGCUCUCCUUGGUGGCUUUUUAGCAGAUGCUUUCUUCACCACUUACUACAUCUAUUUGAUAAGUUCUGCAAUAGAAUUCACAGGUUUACUGGUACUCACAAUCCAAGCUCAUUUACCAUCACUGAAGCCACCAACCUGCGCUUCAAUGAGCACCGACAAUCCAUGCAAGGAAGUUAAUGGUGGCAAAACAGUGAUGUUAUUCACAGGCCUGUAUCUGGUGGCACUUGGAGUUGGAGGAAUAAAAGGCUCUCUUCCGCCACACGGAGCGGAACAGUUUGAUGAGACCACCCCACAAGGAAGGAAGCAGAGAUCUUCAUUCUUCAACUACUAUGUGUUCUGUCUCUCUUGUGGGGCACUUGUUGCAGUAACUUUCGUGGUGUGGAUCGAAGACAACAAAGGCUGGCAAUGGGGUUUUGGGAUUGCGACUGCAACAAUUCUGCUCUCCAUCCCACUCUUUCUCCUAGGCUCUCCUACAUAUCGGACCAAAGUUCCUGCAGGAAGUCCGAUCACGACCAUGUUUAAGGUUUUGGCUGCAGCAAUGUGCAAUAACUUCAAAGCUAGAAGUCUUAGCACUGCAGUCACCACAGUCCCAUCUCAUACACAUGAAUCCAGUGAGGGAGAAACUAAUAGAGCUAAAGAAAAAGGGUCAAAUCAAGCUCUAACAGAAAGCCUCAAAUUCCUUAACAAAGCAGUGACUAUGAAACCUGUCCACCCAAUGUUACAAUGCACUGCAAAACAACUAGAGGACGUCAAAAUAGUCCUAAGAAUCCUCCCAAUCCUUAUGUCCACCAUAAUGCUAAACUGCUGCCUUGCUCAGCUCUCCACAUUCUCAGUGCAACAAGCAGCCACUAUGAACACCAGCCUCGGAUCCCUCAAAGUCCCACCGGCCUCUCUCCCUGUCUUCCCCGUCCUCUUCAUCAUGAUCCUCGCACCGCUCUACAACCAAGUCAUUGUCCCCUUUGCAAGAAAAGUAACCCACACCGAAAUGGGAAUCACUCACCUACAGAGAAUUGGAAUAGGACUAAUGUUCUCCAUUGUAGCCAUGGCAGUAGCUGCCUUGGUCGAAAUCAAGAGAAAAAACGUCGCAGCCAAACAUGGCUUGCUCAACUCUACCCGGCCAUUACCCAUCACGUUUCUUUGGGUGGCAAUGCAGUACUUGUUUCUCGGCUCGGCUGAUCUCUUCACAUUGGCCGGAAUGAUGGAGUUUUUCUUCACUGAAGCUCCACUAAGCAUGCGGUCUCUGGCCACAGCUCUGUCUUGGGCAUCCUUGGCCAUGGGAUACUACCUCAGCUCAGUGCUUGUGAACAUUGUCAAUGGUAUCACUGGGGCAUAUAGAAGUAGACCUUGGCUGGUUGGUACCAACUUGAACAUGUAUCACCUUGAGAGGUUUUACUGGUUGAUGUGUGUUUUGAGUGGGGUCAAUUUCUUGUACUAUCUCUUAUGGGCCAGCCGCUACAAAUACAGAUCAACAGGGCUUGAUGAUGAUGAUUUUGAUUUGGCGGAACAUGAACAUCCAACUCCGAAGGAUUAAUUAGAGGACAGCUCGUCCCUGUCCCAAGUGUUCAUUCAAUCCUAUAUAGGCUGAUUUUAACACAGCCAUGAUUGCUCAUUUCAAUCCCAUAUGUAUAAUAUGAGAUGGUUAUGCAUACCACCUUGUCUAGAAUUGAAAUUCAGAUUUAUCUUUCUCUUGGAGCCGAGAUUAUAUCCCCUUUAAGUAAGCCGUUUAUCUGACGGGUAAGGUAUGGCUGUAUGGGUAUUAUUCGCGGAAUUCAUUAUCAAGUACAAGUUAAUUUUUGCAUUGCAUUCUGCAUUUAGAAUCGGAGCUACCAAAAUUUAGUUAAAUUAUUUGAGUGGUUAAAGUUUUUGUAUGGUGCACUCACAACCACGUUUCCAAACAUAAUUAAACGAUUUUUACUCUUAACUCCAUCACUGAAAAAAUUAAUGUAAAACUACAUUUGAUAUUGAAAAAACCAAAGAUCAUACUAGCAGAAGAACAAAUUCUAUGGAUAGAACAUAAUCACUAAUGAACCUAAAAAUGGUCAAUUUACACAUUAAUUCACUGUGUAGUUUGUAAGAUGGAUAUAUUAUUCAUCCUCUAAUAUAGGGAAAAAAAAAAAACUGAAAACACAAAAAGAUUA